AUGUCAUAUAUUAAGAAAAUCAUCCUUGUGGUUACGUUUGCAAUUGUAGCUGGUGUCAUAUAUGCACUCUCAACACCUUGGUAUCUUAUCACAAAUGGUCAAACCUAUUAUUACUUCAAUUGGUUCACUGUAUCUGAUUAUGAUUUUUACAUUCAUGUUUCUAUCAUUGAUUACAUCGGUGCUCUCUGCGAUCUGUUCGAUCUAUCUGUUCCUUCGAAAGUCAGUGCAUAUGAGCAGGUUGUCGUGCUUCACAUCGAGUUUGACACUGACCAUGCUGAGAACGAUUGGAGGUGGCAGCCACUCAAUGGUUUCUGGAUGUGUUUGGCACUGAUCAUUGCUGAAUCGUUGAUUCUGUUGCUCUGCAUAUUCUACUAUUACAAGAGUUUCAUUCUUACAAAGAUUCCAGAGGACAAUGGAUUCCUCAUUUUCUUUGACAACAUCAAGCGAAUUAGAAGACUAAGCAGACGAAGACGUACCUACAGCUUUAAACAACGAGUACAAAACGAUACAGAUACCAACGAUCUCCUCCUCAACAACUCUAUUCCAAAAUUUUCAAUUCCAGAUCUCUCUAAUAUCAAACAGCAAUCAUCCAACAACAACAUUAAAAUUGGGACAUCUAGAGUAGCGAUUAACAGUGACAAAGAAGAAACAGUAAAUUUAGUAGAUACCUCAAUUAAUAUAACAACUCCAUCAUCGACGCCAACAACAACAACAACAACUACUACUACAAAUCAAUCAUAUAAUAUUUCACAACCACCUACAUCAUCAUCAUCAAUUCUUGAAAAUAAUAAUAAUAAUAAUAAUAGUAAUAAUAUAUUCAGUAAACCUAAUCCCAAUUCACUAUUCUCUAUUAAUAUAAGUAGUGAUAUUAAUUAUGGAAGUAAUCUUUUUGAAUAUGACGAUAAUCAGCCCUCUAUUAUUCCCCCACCUCCACCUCCUUCCACAAGCUAUCUAAGAAUUGGCCAAUAUUUGGAAAACUUUAGUAACAAUACUGUUGAUAAAAACGAUACCAUCGCUGGAUAUCAAGGUGAAUCAUUGAUAUAG
Molecule: messenger RNA, 1044 nt
Organism: Heterostelium album PN500
Lineage: Eukaryota; Evosea; Eumycetozoa; Acytosteliales; Acytosteliaceae
Exons: 3
Coding region: 1-1044 (347 amino acids)
Source: RefSeq, a predicted model, not a curated record